Haplochromis burtoni (Burton's mouthbrooder) is the source of this 1120-nucleotide messenger RNA. RefSeq lists its product as uncharacterized. The coding region runs from base 371 to 844 and encodes 157 amino acids. The transcript has 2 exons. The record is from RefSeq and is a predicted model, not a curated record. Lineage: Eukaryota; Metazoa; Chordata; Actinopteri; Cichliformes; Cichlidae.
AGUGUUCACACAGAUCUUUAAAGAGGAGAGAGGACUGUACCAGGACAAGGUGUUCUGCUUCAUCCAUCUGAGUGUUCAGGAGUUUCUGGCUGCUCUUCAUGUCCAUCUGACCUUCAGCAACUCUGAAGUCAAUCUGCUGAAUCUAGAAACACCUCACGUAUUUAAAACCCUCGGAACAAAAUACAAACUACAUUUCUUCUACCACAGUGCUGUGAACAAAGCCUUACAGAGUCCAAAUGGACACCUGGACUUGUUCCUCCGCUUCCUCCUUGGUCUUUCUCUGCAGACCAAUCAGAUUCUCUUACGAGGCCUGCUGACACAGACAGGAAGUAGCUCACAGACCAAUCAGGAAACAGUCCAGUACAUCAAGAUGAAGCUCAGUGAGAAUCUGUCUGCAGAGGAAAGCAUCAAUCUGUUCCACUGUCUGAAUGAACUGAAUGAUUGUUCUCUAGUGGAGGAGAUCCAACAGUCCCUGAGAUCAGGAAGUCUCUCCACAGAUAAACUGUCUCCUGCUCAGUGGUCAGCUCUGGUCUUCAUCUUACUGUCAUCAGAAGAAGAUCUGGAUGUGUUUGACCUGAAGAAAUACUCUGCUUCAGAGGAGGCUUUUCUUAGGCUGCUGCCAGUGGUCAAAGCCUCCAACCAAGCUCUAUUGUCUGGCUCUAAUCUCUCGGAGAGAAGCUGUGAUGCUCUGUGCCCUUAUCUCAUCUCCCAUACCUCUACUGUGAUGGAACUGGACCUAAGUAACAAUGACCUGCACGAUGCAGGAGUAAAACUUCUGUCUGCUGGAUUGAGUCCAGAUUGUCCACUCAAAAAACUGAGGUCAGGAUUCAGCCUUUUUCAUUGAUGUAAAUUUAAAAUCUGUAUUAUAUCAUGGCAUAAACAAAAACCUUAUUGAAUUCUAAAUUGAACUUUUAUUUACAUUUUUGUAUCACCAGCCUCUGAAUUACUGUUUGUUUUUUGUUUUUUCAAUUUAUUCUUGCAUAUUGGUGACUCUGUUUUUAAAAAUGUGAAUUUGGACACUCCAGCAAUCAUAGUUUAUUAUAUUCCUGGGUCAAGAUCAGGUGACACUGAAACAAAUUUGAAACUGCAACAGGGGCCGCAGGUGCACAUUCGCUGUCAA